Molecule: messenger RNA, 3952 nt
Organism: Scomber scombrus (Atlantic mackerel)
Lineage: Eukaryota; Metazoa; Chordata; Actinopteri; Scombriformes; Scombridae
Gene: slc7a2
Product: solute carrier family 7 member 2
Exons: 12
Coding region: 320-2281 (653 amino acids)
Biological process (GO): amino acid transport; transmembrane transport
Cellular component (GO): plasma membrane
Molecular function (GO): amino acid transmembrane transporter activity
Source: RefSeq, a predicted model, not a curated record
ACUGGAGGCUGAGUCUAGGGGCAAGGCAAGGGCAUAUCCUAUGAAGAAACACUGGGGACAGAGGGGAGGAGUAAAAAAUACUGCUCUGUACAGUUUACAUACCAGCAUAGUGAAUGCGUGUGGAGCACAGUGCUUUAGUGUAGUUUUGAGGCUGCAGUUCAUGGGAUCAGUAAUUUGACUUUUACCUUCAUGUGCAGUUGAUCUCCCUGCAGAAGUGAGCUGGAAGAAACACACUGACACUUCUAACAUCCUUCUGGUUCCCCUUGACUGAACUUGGAACUGUCAUAUCCACAGUGUCAUUCUAACAGCAGGUGUCAACAUGCUGGAGCAGGUUCUGUCGUUCGGUCGCUCCCUGGUGCGCAGGAAAGUGGUUGACAUGAGUAGCCUGGAGGACUCCAAGCUCUGCCGCUGCCUGGGAACUGUCGACCUCAUCGCCCUGGGAGUGGGCAGCACUCUGGGCGCCGGCGUCUAUGUCUUGGCUGGAGAAGUCGCCAAAGGAAACUCAGGCCCCAGCAUUGUCAUCUCUUUCCUAAUUGCAGCCCUGGCGUCCGUCAUGGCCGGACUUUGUUACGCAGAGUUUGGCGCACGUGUCCCUAAGACUGGUUCCGCUUACCUUUACAGUUAUGUGACUGUAGGGGAGGUCUGGGCUUUCAUCACUGGUUGGAACCUAAUUCUUUCCUAUGUGAUUGGUACUUCCUCAGUCGCUCGGGCUUGGAGCGGCACAUUUGAUGAAAUGAUUGGAGGGCACAUAGAGGUAUUCUGUAAAACCUACUUCAGCAUGAACGCACCUGGUUUGGCUCAGUACCCCGACUUCUUUGCCGUGUGCCUGAUACUGCUGCUCUCUGGACUCCUAUCAUUUGGGGUGAAGGAGUCAGCGUGGGUCAAUAAAGUCUUCACUUCAGUCAACGUCCUUGUGCUCUUGUUCGUCAUCAUCUCCGGCUUCGUCAAAGGAGACACACACAACUGGAAGAUAACCGAAGAAUCCCUUGUAAAUGUCACAAUAGUUAGAAGGAACUUAUCAGUGACGGCCAACGUGAGCAGUGAUUAUGGAGCCGGAGGAUUUAUGCCUUACGGCUUCAGCGGGACGUUAGCUGGAGCCGCCACCUGCUUCUACGCUUUUGUGGGGUUUGACUGCAUUGCAACAACAGGUGAGGAGGUGAGGAACCCUCAGAAGGCCAUUCCCAUCGGCAUUGUGGUGUCAUUGACCGUGUGCUUCCUGGCGUACUUUGGCGUGUCAGCCGCGCUCACCCUGAUGAUGCCCUACUACCUGCUAGAUGAGAAGAGCCCGCUGCCCAUGGCCUUUGAAUAUGUGGGCUGGAGUCCUGCCAAAUAUGUAGUUGCGGUGGGUUCACUGUGCGCCCUCUCUACCAGCCUGUUGGGCUCCAUGUUCCCUCUGCCGCGCAUUCUCUUUGCCAUGGCACGAGAUGGCAUUCUGUUCAAAUUUAUGUCCAAAGUGAGUAAGCGCCAGUCGCCUGUGGCUGCCACCAUGGCGGCAGGUACCACUGCGGCCAUCAUGGCUUUCCUGUUUGACCUCAAAGCGCUGGUUGACAUGAUGUCCAUUGGAACUCUGCUGGCCUAUUCGCUGGUCGCUGUGUGUGUCCUGAUUCUCAGGUACCAGCCAGAUGGAGCUCUGGAACGGCGGGCAGGUACUGGUGAGAAGGACUACCUUUCCUCUGAGGAGGGCGAGUCUGAUCUGACAGAGUCUGAAUCCCACCUCAACAUGCUGAAAGGUGGAAACUCCACCCUGCAGACUGUCAUGCAUCCACCUGUCUCACCCUCCGAGUAUUCCUCCAGUGUGGUCAACAUGUUCAUCUGUGUGCUAGUGCUAGUGGUGUGCGUGGCCAGCUAUCUCACAACAUACCACAUCAGCUCCAUCAUUGGCCUGGAAGUGUGGAUCCUGGCAUCGCUGGCCUUGUGUCUGCUCCUCUUCAGCGGCUGCGUUUACAUGAUCUACAGGCAGCCGCAGACCAAAAAGAAGGUCUCCUUUAUGGUGCCCUUUCUGCCUUUUCUGCCAAUCCUGAGUAUAUUUGUCAAUAUUUACCUCAUGGUUCAGCUGAGCGGAGACACCUGGGUACGUUUCUCCGUGUGGAUGGCUGUAGGCUUCCUGAUCUACUUUGGCUACGGCAUGUGGCACAGUGUGGAGCGCCAGCGCCUACUCCAGGGUCCUCAGAACAGCAGCAGCAACAGCACCCAGGAACAGAAGACCAGCAGUGAGAAGCAAGACGCGACAGAAAAAGACCAGGAGAAAUUCAUCUGCCCGGAGAAAACCAGUCAGUGUUAAAGUUUUCCAGCUCAUUUACAGACUCUGUGAGGCAACCUGGUGACGUGGCGGUCUGCAUUAAAGCACACAGCAGCUAUGUCUCGAUGCACCUGUAUAUACAGCUCCACAUAUGUGCGCCUCAGUCACAAGCGCAUCCAAUCUGCAAUGUCAGUAUUCUGUAUCAGCGGUCACACGAUGAAUCACACUGUCUUCUAAUCUCUAUCACUGUGAUGGGACCACUUCCUGUAGGUCACAUUGUGCUUCAUGGACAACAUGAAGGCCCAAUUGAAAGGACAGGUAACAACACUGGAGAGUGAUGUUCAUUUCCUUAAACACUGAAGCAGUCGAUGCAAGGCUGCAACAAAGCUUUUCUGUCUCAUUAUGGACAUGUGUUUUAGGAGUUUAGUUUUUCUCUCUAAGCAGGUGUGUACAGGUGAAUUUUUAAAUGUACAGUCAGUAAAAUCUGUGCUAUCUGUUUAGGAUUUGAUACAUUAAUGAUGUGCUAGUUUAAAGAAUAUUAGUUUAUGGGAAAAGCACUUGUUUUUUUGAGAUGUAUGAAACUGAAAAAGGACCAACAUUAGGUUUAAAAUGUCUAAAUACAUUUUAGUUAAGUUUUGUGCAUAAUUGUUUCACAUGCAUACAUGUGUGAUAGCUGUGCAGGAAGAUCACAAAGACACCGCCACAUUUAGACUAUAGUUUGUCAAAUGUUUCAGAAGGCACUUACAUGUCAUGACUCGACUCAAUUUUUGUGUCAGAGACAUGAAAGUAGGGCAAGUGCCUGUGGAAAAUUUCCAGGCUUCUGUUAGUGUUACAUAACCAUUCAUUGUGGUCUCCACAGCUGUUAGUAAGGGUCUCAUUCAGCACAGGUUAGCUUUUUGUUAGUCUCCCUUGGAUGUGUUUUAUCUAUGAACUGUUACAAUCUGAAUAUGGAUGUUAUUGGAUAAAGAACUGUACUCAAGUAGUACUCAAGAGGCUCCAUUUUUAUGUUGGUCUGAAAUGUUGUGCUAUUUUGAUACAGACAUGUUGUGAAUAUAACUGUUAUGAAAUGAUUCUCUCUUAAGCAGAAUACUGUGCCACCUAACAAAAUGCACCAUAAUCAGUUUUGAAGUAUUUUAAAUGUCUAAUUGAGAUAAACUGAUAAUUUUCCAUGUCUUCUCUUGUGUCUACGUUCAGUACUUAAAAGUCAUCGUUGCUUCAUAAGGUUUGAAGAGACUUCACUGGGCUGGACUGCAUGAAGCUUACAUUCUCUCCUCUGGGCUUUUAGCGGUGUGUCUCUCUCUUGUGCUAUGAAUCGUGAGGCUCAGUGAGCUCUAGUUUACAGUAGAAACGUGUUUUUAUUUUCUGAUCUUUCACCUGUACUGUUGUGGUUUUAUACCAUCUGGUGUGGAGAAAUCUCUUUUUAUGAGUUUGGACACUGGGGUUGUAAGAAGUUGCUAAUUGAUCUAUCUAUGGACUGAUUAACUCCCUCCUAAGUGCAGUGGUGUAAAUACAUGUGGAACAAAUUGAGAAUAAUUGUCUCAGCAGACGUUCGGUAGAUUCAUAUUCCACUAGACUGAACCUCUAAAUCGACAGUGUAGAUUCUUCCAGUGAUGUUACAGGAUAAAGUACACACAAGUAAAGUAACCAUGAUGUAGUUUCACUUGUUACUGACUGCAAAGAUAAAUACAAUAAAUGUAUUUUCCAGUAACACAA